UCCGUUGUCAUUUUGAAGACAAUCGAAACUGAAAAAGCAAUUAGGGUUUUUCAAUGAAAAAAUAAAGACUCCCGCUCGUCUUUCACUGCUGUAAAGCCAUUUCAAGGCCUUCGCCUCUACUCUCUCUCUCCAGGUACCGGCGUUGCCCUUCUCUCUCUCUCUCUCUAGCGCCUUACGAAGAAGCAGGAGUAUCAUCUCCGUUUCAGAAAAUCACGUUGUUUUUGCGAUUGAAGACCAGGUUCUCCUUCUACCUUGUGAGAUUUUUACUUUUAGAUAUUUUACACGAUUUCACACCAUUUGCAGUCAAUAAACCCUAGAAACUCCAUCAGAGGUUUUACAAAAUCACAUACAUUCAUCACGGAAGUUAGUAUUUUUGCAUAUAGGUGCUGUAUCGUUCUUCUUCUAUGGAUUACACACCGGAAACCUUAGAAACCCUAUCCCAAUGCUUUAUCCAGACCCUGUCUCCACAACGUCAACCUCGACGCCAGGCUGAAUCUUUUCUCCAACAAGCUUCAGAGCAGCCUGGGUAUGGUAUUGCAGUUCUUAGACUCAUUGCUGAGCCUACUGUUCCACCUGAAGUCAAACACGCUGCUUCUGUGAACUUCAAGAAUCAUGUUCGCCUCCGAUGGGCUUCUCGUGAACCUGAAACACUAGCUUCUCCUAUCACUGAACUGGAGAGAAACCAGAUCAAAACUCUGAUUGUCUCUCUCAUGCUCAAUUCACCACCCUUGAUCCAGAGCCAGUUAUCUGAAGCCCUAGCCAUUAUCAGUGAGCAUGAUUUCCCCAAAUCAUGGCAAACCCUACUCCCUGAGCUUGUCUCUACUCUACGCCAGGCUACUGAUUAUUCUGUUAUCAAUGGAAUUCUCCGAACGUCGAAUUCGAUUUUUAAGAAGUUUAGGUUUCAGUACAAAACCAACGAUUUGCUCCUGGAUUUAAAGUAUUGCUUGGAUGGUUUUGCUGCUCCCCUUCUGGAGAUUUUCCUUAAGACUGGGCAGCUCAUAGCAGGAAACCCUAAUUCUGCCGAUGUCCUUUGCCCCUUGUUCGAGUGCCAAAGACUGUGUUGUCGUAUUUUCUACUCGUUAAAUUUCCAGGAACUGCCUGAAUUCUUUGAAGAUCACAUGGUGGAGUGGAUGGGGGACUUCAGGAAUUAUUUGACAACUUCUUAUCCAGCUCUUGAAGAAACUGAGAAGAACAAAGAAGGGCUUGUUGAUGCUUUAAGGGCUGCAAUUUGUGAGAAUAUAAGCCUUUACAUGGAAAAGAAUGAAGAGGAGUUUCAGGGUUAUUUGAAGGAUUUUGCUUCCGCUGUUUGGAGCUUGCUAAUGACUGUUUCGCCCUCAUCCUCGAGGGAUAGGCUUGCUGUAACUGCUAUUAAGUUCUUAACCACAGUUACCAAGAGCGUGCACCAUGUUCUUUUCUCAAGCACUGAAACUUUGCAGCAAAUUUGUCAGAGUAUUGUGAUCCCUAACGUUCGAAUAAGAGACGACGAUGAGGAGCUUUUUGAGAUGAAUUACGUUGAGUACAUUAGGAGAGAUAUUGAGGGGAGUGAUUUUGAUACGAGGAGGAGGAUUGCUUGUGAGUUAGUUAAAGGGCUUGGAACAAAUUACAGAGAGCAAGUUAUGUCCAUGAUGUCAAUUAUUAUACAGAACUUGAUGGCAAAUUAUGCUGUUAAUCCAAAGCAGAAUUGGAAAGACAAGGAUUGUGCUAUAUAUUUGGUGACUUCCCUUUCGGUUAAGCAGGGUCUGGGGAAAUGGGUAAGCAGUGAUUUGGUCGAUGUUCCUAGUUUCUUCAGUUCUUUUAUUGUUCCUGAGCUGCAGAGCCAAGAUUUGAAUGAUCAGCCCAUUUUGAAGGCUGAUGCUUUAAAGUUCUUUACCACAUUUAUUCCUCAGAUAACAAAGCCAGUUGCGCUAACUCUGAUGCCCAACUUGAUCCAAUUACUUGGAUCAGAGUCAAAUGUUGUGCAUUCUUAUGCAGCUAUUUGCAUUGAGAAGCUUUUGCUUGUUAAGGAUGAAGGUCACGCUCGAUAUUUAUCCGUGGAUAUUAACCCUUUUGUGCCUAUGCUGAUGACCAACCUGUUUAAUGCUCUCAAGCUUCUUGAUUCACAAGAGAAUUCUUAUGUGAUGAAGUGUGUGAUGAGGGUUUUUGGUGUGGCUGAUAUUACCCAGGAGAUUGCUGCUGCUUGUAUAAAUGGAUUGGCAUCGGUUCUCUCUGAGGUUUGUAAGAACCCAAAGAACCCAACCUUCAACCAUUACUUGUUUGAAUCGGUUGCGGCCUUGGUCCGGAAAGGUUGUGAAAGGGACCCAAAUAUGAUCCCAGUCUUUGAAGCUGGACUCUUCCCAAUCUUGCAGGCUAUAAUGGUGGAAGAUGUCAUGGAAUUCUUACCUUAUGUGUUUCAGAUUUUGGCUCAGCUUAUAGAAUUGAAUAGGCCCCCGCUUUCUGGUAAUUAUAUGCCAAUUUUUGAGAUAAUUCUCUCUCCCGAGUCUUGGAGAAGGUCGGGCAAUGUUCCUGCACUUGUGAGGUUGUUGCAAGCAUAUUUGCAGAAGGCCCCGCAAGAGCUUAACCGAGAGGGAAGGCUUACACAGGUGCUUGGGAUUUUCGAAAGGUUGGUCUCAGCAUCGAGCACAGAUGAGCUUGGUUUCUACGUUCUCAACACUGUGGUCGAAAAUCUCAGUUAUGAAGUUAUAUCUCCUUACUUGGUUCCCAUUUGGACUGCACUGUUUACAAGGCUGCAGAAACAUAAGACUGUGAAGUUCCUGAAAUCGCUGGUUAUCUUCAUGUCUCUGUUCUUGGUGAAGCAUGGGCAUGAGGCACUGGUGAGUUCGAUAAAUUUGGUGCAACCCAACCUCUUUGGGGUAAUUCUAGAGCAGUUUGGGAUACCCAAUUUGAAAUUGAUCACUGGAACACUUGAAAUGAAGUUGACAUCGGUUGCAUCGACAAGGCUUCUUUGUGAGUCCCCAGUCCUGUUGCAUGACUCGGCUGCCGAGACAUGGGGGAAGAUGCUUGAUAGCAUUGUGACGCUUCUUGCUCGGCCCGAGCAAGAUAGGGUGACCGACGAUGUCGAAGUGCCCAAUAUUGAAGAGACGGUGGGUUAUACAUCGACAUUUGCUCAAUUGUACAAUGCUGGGAAGAAAGAGGAGGACCCUGUGAAAGAUAUAAAGGACGUGAAAGAAUAUUUAGUGACUUCACUUGCAAGGCUUUCAUCUCUUUACCCUGGGAAAUAUCCUGCAAUUAUACAGAGGUCUUUGGAUCAAUCAAAUCAGGUUGCACUAAAAGAGUUAUGUGAUACAUACAAAUGCGCCAUAGUCUGAGUAAUUUAAAGCUGGACAUUGCACAAGACAACACUCCAGUUGCUGUUGGGUUUUUUGGAUUUGCAUUCUCUCGCUUGAUUUUGUGGUCCUAUCAAGUUCUGUAGAGGGAAGGUAUGCUUUUGCACCAAUGGAGGGCCCUUGCCAGUUGUUAUAGUAGCAUGCGUAUACAUGUGCUUGCUAUGUUGCAAGCUGAGGUGGUUGGGUGCAAUGCAUGUUUACUGUUAGAGGGCUAUUGUAGAGUUGGGUUCACAGAAGAACUCGAAAAUCGGCCGUGAUCGUGUGAAAUUGGUAUACCUUCAGGAUACCUUGUCUGCAUUUUGGUUCCAAAGUAGUCAAUCUUAAGGCAUGAUUUUGUUAUGGGCUUUUCAUAAUUUUUGUGUUUUCCUCUGUGAUUCGUCGAUUGUAAGGCCAUUUUGUGAGUUAUUGUAGUCCCAUCCUCUCUCUCGUCCA
Amborella trichopoda is the source of this 3755-nucleotide messenger RNA. NCBI's taxonomy places the organism in Eukaryota, Viridiplantae, Streptophyta, Magnoliopsida, Amborellales, Amborellaceae. The record is from RefSeq and is a predicted model, not a curated record.